CUCAAACGAAACAUGAGGUUGUUGUUACUUGUUAGGUAAAAGAAUACCACUUCAGCCAACCAUUUCUCCCCAUGUAUUUACUGGAGUGUACUAUAUACUAUUUUAAUUACUUUAUUCAUAUAUAGUUUCAUUCUUAUUUUUCUAAAAGAACAUUGAAAAAGCUACAUGUUCUUGCAAUGGCAACUUUUGCAGCCUCAGCUUUUGCAUCAAGAAGCUCACAUGUCAACUAUGAAGUAUCUUCAAUGUCAGAUUCCAAAUCAAGUUCAGAGAAAGUUUGGUUAAUGAAGCAGAAAAUAACCCACUACGGUUUAAGGGUAUUGACCAAAGUGGAUGAACUGAGUAGUCUCAACACCAAACUAAAACUAAGUGCUGCAACUAGAAGAAGAGAUGGGAGGCUUCUUUCACCCAAAAUCUUCUGCGGUAGUGGUAUGAAUUUAGUGUUUGUGGGAACUGAAGUGGGCCCUUGGAGCAAAACAGGUGGACUUGGAGAUGUUCUUGGGGGUCUUCCACCAGCUAUGGCGGCUAAUGGGCAUCGCGUUAUGACAAUUUCUCCACGUUAUGACCAGUACAAAGAUGCUUGGGACACAGAAGUUAAAGUUGAGAUUAAAGUGGGAGAAAGAACAGAGAAAGUUGGUUUCUUCCACUGCUACAAACGAGGAGUUGAUCGUGUUUUUGUGGACCAUCCAGUGUUUCUCGAAAAGGUUUGGGGGAAAACUGCUUCCAAAAUUUAUGGUCCUAUUGCUGGAGAGGAUUACCAAGAUAAUCAACUUCGGUUUAGCCUUCUAUGCCAGGCAGCUUUAGAAGUUCCAAGGAUUCUGAAUUUCACCAGCAGCAAAUAUUACUCUGGGCCAUAUGGUGAAGAUGUUGUCUUCAUAGCUAAUGAUUGGCACACUGCACUUAUACCCUGCUACCUAAAAGCCAUUUAUAAAGCCAAAGGCUUAUACAAGAGUGCCAAAGUAGCUUUUUGCAUCCACAAUAUUGCUUACCAAGGCAGAUUUGCAUUCACAGACUUCAGUCUCCUCAAUCUCCCAGAUACUUUUAAAAGCUCUUUUGAUUUCAUUGACGGCUAUGAAAAACCAGUGAAGGGAAGGAAAAUCAAUUGGAUGAAGGCUGGAAUCCUGGAAUCAGAUAAGGUCUUGACUGUUAGCCCAUACUAUGCCAAGGAGCUUGUUUCAGGUGUUGAGAAAGGAGUUGAAUUAGACAAUGUGCUUCGAAAAACAGGGAUCAUGGGGAUUGUGAAUGGCAUGGAUGUCCAAGAAUGGAAUCCUUCAACUGACAAAUAUUUAUCUGUCAAAUAUGAUGCUUCAACUGUCAGGGAAGCAAAGGCCAUACUGAAAGAAGCCCUCCAAGCAGAAGUAGGUUUGCCAGUAGAUAGAAAUAUCCCUGUAAUAGGUUUCAUUGGUAGGCUUGAAGAGCAGAAAGGUUCAGAUAUUCUUAUAGCAGCCAUUCCUUAUUUCAUCAAAGAGAAUGUUCAGAUAAUAGUUCUGGGAACUGGAAAAAAGCCAAUGGAGAAGCAACUCCAAGAGUUGGAGACAUUGUAUCCCAACAAGGCUAGAGGGGUUGCAAAAUUUAAUGUCCCUUUGGCCCAUAUGAUAACAGGCGGAGCUGAUUUCAUCUUAGUUCCUAGCAGAUUUGAGCCUUGUGGUCUUAUUCAGUUGCAUGCUAUGCGCUAUGGAACUGUACCAAUUGUUGCCUCAACUGGGGGGUUAGUGGACACUGUCAAAGAAGGUUUCACCGGAUUUCAGAUGGGCGCCUUCAAUGUAGAGUGUGAUGAAGUUGAUCCAGCAGACGUGCAAUCAGUGGCUAAAAACGUUAUAAGAGCCCUUGCUACAUAUGGAACUUCAACUUUGACCGAGAUGAUAAAGAAUUGCAUGGCUCAAGAUCUAUCAUGGAAGGUAAGAAGAAGAGUAUUUUCUAGUGAAGAUAAACAAAUGAUGAGAACAUUUGGACUUAUAUUAUAUAUAAAUUAUGGCAUGUCACAGGGUCCCGCUAAGAAGUGGGAGGCAAUGCUACUGAGCCUUGGCGUUGAUGGAAGCGAAGAUGGGAUCGAUGGUGAGGAAAUAGCUCCAAUGGCUAAGGAAAACGUAGCAACCCCAUGAGAAUCAAAGCUUUUCCAUUCCACUUGUUUGUUGACUUAAACUAGAUUGACUACAUAAUCAAUAACACAAUCAGCCUUGUUUAUCA
This is a messenger RNA of Cannabis sativa, 2184 nucleotides long. Its product is annotated as granule-bound starch synthase 1, chloroplastic/amyloplastic-like. Gene Ontology annotation, molecular function: alpha-1,4-glucan glucosyltransferase (UDP-glucose donor) activity. Bases 177 to 2099 code for a protein of 640 amino acids. The record is from RefSeq and is a predicted model, not a curated record. The transcript is spliced from 12 exons. Lineage: Eukaryota; Viridiplantae; Streptophyta; Magnoliopsida; Rosales; Cannabaceae.